Molecule: messenger RNA, 1112 nt
Organism: Oenanthe melanoleuca
Lineage: Eukaryota; Metazoa; Chordata; Aves; Passeriformes; Muscicapidae
Product: cathepsin G-like
Exons: 5
Coding region: 80-868 (262 amino acids)
Biological process (GO): proteolysis
Cellular component (GO): intracellular membrane-bounded organelle; cytoplasm
Molecular function (GO): serine-type endopeptidase activity
Source: RefSeq, a predicted model, not a curated record
ACCACAUUUAUAGAGGUUAUCAUUCUGUACCUAUCUCCUCCCUGGCCACAGCAACUGGUCAUCAGGACAGUGGUAGAAGAUGCUGCUUCUCCUUCUGAUCUCAAGUGCUUUUCUCCUGCCCUGGGCUGGGGCUGGAAGGAUCAUUGGUGGGCAAGAAGUUGAGCCCCACUCCAGACCCUACAUGGCUUUUUUAAAAAUAAAAGCUUCAAAUAAGACUAUUCACUGUGGAGGGUUCCUGAUUCGCCGAGAUGCAGUGCUCUCAGCAGCUCACUGUGUGGCGAAAAGAAGGACAGUGAACAUCACUGUGAUUCUGGGAGCCCACAACAUCAGGGUCCAAGAACAGAGCCAGCAGAGGAUCCCUGCUGCACGCUGGGUUAUUCAUCGCCACUAUUCCCCUAUUGGCUCCAAAAAUGACAUUGUGCUACUGAAGCUGAAGACAAAGGCCAAGAUCAAUGAGUUUGUGCAACUUAUCUCCAUACCCAUGAGAAACGAACGUGUGGCAGCAGGAACUAAAUGCAGGGUGGCUGGCUGGGGCCGGACAUCUUGGACAGGACGCGGCAGUGAUGUGAUGAUGGAGGUGCAGCUGAAGGUGCAAAAUGAUGAACCAUGUAAGCAGCUAUUCAGUAACUACAAGCGUCUGUCCAUGAUGUGCGUUGGUGAUCAAAACAGUGAAAAGUCAACUUACCGUGGUGAUUCUGGUGGCCCAUUAGUCUGCAAUCAGAAGGCUUAUGGCAUUGUUUCUCGAGGACGUAGAGGCAGACUGUUCCCUAAGGUAUUCACCAGAAUCUCGUAUUUUGAGCCCUGGAUAGAUGAGCAGCUGAGGAAGUUUGCACUCCAAGAGCUGCCUGGCUCUCCAUCCCCUGACUAAAAUGCUCAGUGCCCCUUCUCCACAAUGCAUCAAACACCUGCUGGUGCUCAGAAGCUCCCAGGGGCAGCUGAACUGGGCUCAGAGAAGCCCCCAUGGUGCAGGCACAGGCUUUUGCAGUAAGGAGAGUGUCCGUGGCAAAGUGAAAAUGCAGGUCCCAAGUACACACAGCUUCCCAUUGUUCCCUUUCUGCCACUGCUGCUGCAGCUCUGCUUUCUGGCCAUCAAUAAAGGCACGUUCAAACUUG